Molecule: messenger RNA, 2437 nt
Organism: Danio aesculapii
Lineage: Eukaryota; Metazoa; Chordata; Actinopteri; Cypriniformes; Danionidae
Product: armadillo-like helical domain-containing protein 4
Exons: 8
Coding region: 225-1211 (328 amino acids)
Source: RefSeq, a predicted model, not a curated record
GUUUGCAGAAGAGCUGUGGAUGCGGAGGAAACUUGAGUGUGUGUGUGAGUGUGAGAGUGUGUGUGUGUGGAGCUGGAGAUAUCAGACACAAACACACUCCGACUGCUGAUAAUGCCGCUGAUUAAGAGCGGUGACGGAUGAGAAGCAGUGCGCGCGCUCGUCACACACCGCAGGUCGUCUGUGUAUUUUUUCCUCUGCUCUAGAUAAUCUUCAGUGUCUCCGCCAUGUUCGUGGCUCAGAUACUCCUGCUGGCGGUGGUGUGUGUGUCGCUCCGCGCUACUCCGACUCCCGAACCCCAGCUCUCUUCAUCAUCAUCAUCAUCAUCAUCAGACACUCCUCACUCCAGCAUCAGCAUCAGCACAGAUGAAGCCGAGCGUCUGAACGUGUCGACACACACACUGAGCACUGGAGAUCUGCUGACCAGCACUGCACACCCCAGCAGCAGCAGCGGAGACACCACCAGCACACCUGAGAGCUGGACCCACCAGCAGCACACAGAGUCAGUGAGCGCCGUGUCCUCUGAGGAUUUCGGCACUGAUGCCACCAUGUCCUCUGAGGAUCUUCCAUUGAUUUUUGAGCCGUUCGAGGAUGUGACGCCGGCCGGUGCGUCUGUCAGCACAUCCAUAAGCCCAGCAGAGCCCACAGAAGCUGAACACACUGCAUCUGACAGCCAGAGAUCCACAUCGGACCCGCCCGACACAACACUGGCAGGCGAUGAUGUCACACUGAGCUCAAUUACCCAUCAGAACCUGUCAGUGGUUCAGUUACCAGCAUCGAAACCAAAGUCCGCCAGCGAGUAUCAGGAGUCCAGAGAAGAGCCUGAUGAAGAUGAGGAGGAUGAGGAGCUGGACUCUGAGGAGGAGGAGGAGAGUGAAGAGGACCUGAGUGAAAGCACCAUCACACCCCACACGCGUCCCCCAUACAGCCUCAUUCCUCCACCUCCAGUGUGGGUGCAGCGGAACCAGGGCCUGGUGCGGAGCUGGGUGGAGCUGAUAAGAGAGAAGGCUGGUUAUGUGUCAGGAAUGCUGGCACCGGUGGGCAUUGGCAUCGCUGGAGCACUUCUGUUGGUUGGUGCACUCUACAGCAUCAGACUGAUCCACCGCAAGAGGAGAGAGAGCUUCAAACACCAGAGGAGGAAGCCGCCCAGAGAAGUGCAGAGCGGACCAGACAACACCAUGCUGCUGGCGGACAGCUCAGAGGAUGAGUUCUGAUGAGGAUGCACUGAUCCAGUGACUGCACACACACACACACACACUCAAACAGACUAACACAAACACUCUUUCACACACACACACACACACACACAUUGUAACUCAAACACACAAACAAACAUACUUGCUCAGUCACACAUGCGCUUACAGACAUACACACACACACAGUCUCUCUCACUCUAACACACACACACAGAGCUUAUACAGUAAGUGCUUUUAGAAAUGAAUCUCUUUUUCAGAAAUGCAAUAAUGAACUGUCUCUAUUUUCCUUUCUGCUUAAUAAAGAUUUGAACAUGCUCAAAAACAAACACACACCAUUAGUUGAGAAACAACUCAAAUGUUAGCCAAUAAACAUCCUGAAACAUCUGUCAGCCAAUCGGAAUCAAGCAAUAUUAUAGUAUAAACGCUUUCAUUGAUCAGCUGCUGAUCUAAGGACGUAUAAACUGAAGACACACUACACCCCAAUCUUAUAUGAAAUAUGAAAUUAGCACAGAUAAAGAAGAAUCUAACAAAAGAUCAGUUUAAAUGAGGCACUGCUGCAGCUUUGGGGGAUAGAUUCAUGAUUUAUUUAUCAAGAUUAACAUUUAGGCGUUACACACUUUACUGUAGGACUCAUUCCUGAAUUGCGGGUACAUUUCAAGCAUUUUCCAUAGAUUUUUCCUAAACUGAAAUGAUGUUCAACACAUUAGAAUUUACCAUAAACUGAUUAUUAACCAUUAAUAAUGUAAAAUAAUGCAAAGUACAUACACUACCUGACAGAAGUCAAGGAUUGCAGUUGUAAGAGCAACAAACAAUAACUCGAUGAAUGAUCUGUUGAACUGCAUCACAAUCAUCGCAAAUACUGCAGAAGACCUACUGGAACCCUCACAGAGCCAAGAUUCUCACAGGAAUCAGUCAAGUUUGGUGAUGGAGAAAUCAUGGUUUGGGAUUCCAUUCAGUAUGGGGGCGUGCGAGAGAUCUGCAGAGUGGAUGAUCAACAUCAACAGCCUGAGGUAUCAAGACAUUUGUGCUGCCCAUUACAUUACAAACCACAGGAGAGGGACAAUUCUCCAGCAGGAUAGCGCUCCUUCUCAUACUUCAGCCUCCACAUCAAAGCUCCUGAUAGCAAAGAAGGUCAAGCUGCUCCAGGAUUGGCCAGCCCAGUCACCAGACAUGAACAUUAUUGAGCAUGUCUGGGGUAAGAUGACGGAGGAGGUGUUGAACAUAUUGAAUCAAAUGUUCUACAU